Molecule: messenger RNA, 939 nt
Organism: Striga asiatica
Lineage: Eukaryota; Viridiplantae; Streptophyta; Magnoliopsida; Lamiales; Orobanchaceae
Source: the annotation of a GenBank genome assembly
AUGUGGGCCCCCAUGAUCUGGUCCACUCCUCCCAACAGCUCCCCGCCCACAAACACCGCCGGCAACUGCGGCGGCGCCGCUGCUCCGCCGCCACCACUUCGCCGGAGGAACUCCGACAGCUCCCUCCUCACGUCGGCCUCGUCCCCCUCGCUGACGAGGCGAAUUACGGGGCUCACGCCGUGCCCGUGGAGCAGAAGCUUGACCACGUGGCACAUGCAGCAGCUCUCCCUCGCAAAAACCACCACCGCGUUCUCCGCCACCACAUCCCUCACCUUCUUCCCGUGGUGGCCGCCGGAGCCGCCGUUUUCCGGCGGAGAGACACCGGCGGCGUGGGCCCCAUUUGUAGAUGAAAGCGCUUGUUGCAUGGAGGAGAGAGAGAGAAAGCGUGGCGCUGUGUCAUUGGAAGGACAGGCAAAUAGUCUUGAUCUAGGAAUAGCGUCGCCUUUUUUUGCCCUUUAUGUAAACAGAGGCGUUCUCUCACGUCAUAAAAUCCAGUCUAUUUUGUUGUGCACUUCACAAGUAUCCCAUAAAACAAGUUCAAGAAAAGAAUCCCUAAUGUACAACCCCCCCAAAGCCAUUCCAUCAAUUCCCUUCACACUCCCUUCACCAAAACCAGAACAGAACCUAACAUUGCACCCUUUAGAAUUUGCCCGCUUAAGCAUACCUUUCGCGGGCCCCACCGGCGACGCUAGCGGCGGCGGCGAUGACGUGGACGUGUUCACCGGAGACGACGACUCCUCGUUCCUCUGCACCAGCGUUGCAGUCGACGAGCACUUCAAAAUCCCCUUAAUCGGCUUAUUAUUAUCAUUAUCAAUAUUCUUUCUCUCCUCAUCGUCGAAAUCGAAAAUGACGUCUCCGCCCUUAGCGUCACGUGGGGUCGACUCGCCCGACAUAACAUUAUUUAUGUUCACGAGCACGUCCACGAGGGCGUUUUCAUAA